Messenger RNA from Pleurotus ostreatus (oyster mushroom), 1029 nucleotides. RefSeq lists its product as uncharacterized. The record is from RefSeq and is a predicted model, not a curated record. The coding region runs from base 1 to 1029 and encodes 342 amino acids. Lineage: Eukaryota; Fungi; Basidiomycota; Agaricomycetes; Agaricales; Pleurotaceae. The transcript has 2 exons. Gene Ontology annotation, biological process: regulation of DNA-templated transcription. Gene Ontology annotation, molecular function: DNA-binding transcription factor activity.
AUGACCGACAAGGAAACCCCCAACCCGCAAGCACUUGAAGCAUCGAAAGUGCAGCGAGUAAGGGAAAACCAGAGACGGUGCAGGACGCGCAAAAAGGAGUACAUCGCGUCCCUUGAAGCCCGUUUACGGGAGCUCGAGCAAAAGGGAGCUCAGGCAAGCAUCACGUUGCAGCAGCAGGCCCGGAGAGUCCUUGCGGAGAACCGUUCGUUGCGUUCGCUAUUGACGGAGAGCUUUCAUAUGUCCACUGAGGAUAUCGACGCCUACUUACGAGUCGGUGGAGGUGGUCAGCAAGGCUGUGAAAGUGUGCCAUCAGUGUCUGGAAGCCGUCAAGUAUACGCGCCUCCUGCUACUGCAGCGAUUUCUGAGGUCUCCGGUUGCUGUAAACGACAAGAAAGUGAACCGCUUGCUCCCUGUGGAACGACGUCCUCUCCCGAUGCGACUUUGCAUUCUUCGUCGAUUGACAUCUUGGAACGAGACGUUCAGCAAAGCUGUGAUCAAGGAUAUGCCUCCCCUGCACCUGCGCUGAUUUCUAUCCCCUUUGUCGCUCCCGAACCCGACCGUCACCCCCGACAGGUUACAGAUGAAGCUCCUGUUUUGUUUGACCCGACACUUGUGGUGACUUCGAACUGCUCAAUCGACGCGCCGACGCAGACAUCAUCCCAGGGCGAAGGCGCCAUUUCACUGGACACUCCCGCAGUCCUUCCUUACAACGACGUCCCGCUCAUUCCACAACAGCUCAUGGCCGACCAGCCUCCCGCCGAGGUUGUGAGCGACGAGGCCAUCAUGACAGUUAUGUGCUCUACGCCGUGGCCUUUUCCCCCCUCCCCUUCUAAAUCAUACACGUCAUGCACAUUCGCGUAUCAACUCCUCAGCGCGAUCAAUCAACGGCGGUUCAUGCCGAUGAACAUGCACGACGUGCUCAUAGAGUGGCUGUGGUACGGAUUCCGCGCGUCGGAUGACCCGGCGAGUCGGUGCUGUGUGGUGGAUGACGGGGUGUUGUAUUCGGUGGCGGUGAACCUUCUUCAGUGA